AUGGUGGCAUGGGAGAAGCAAAUUGAAGAACGCAGCGUUCCUGCAUGGCGUGACAAGUAUGUGGCAUACGGGCGCUUGAAAAGAAAACUUGAGCAGAUCAAGCGAAUCAAGCAGCUUGAGGCGGUUGGGAGCAGCAACAAUGAUGAUGUGACACGUGCAGCCAUGACAGACAGCGAGUGGGAUCGCAGAAUCAGUUGGACGGCUGAAAGGCCAAGUGCAGAGAACGGCGCAUCAAAUCCCUUUUUGCAGGAGGAAGCGAUGCAACAGAGACAGGAGGAGUUCAUGCAAGUUGUCGACCAUGAGUUGGUGCGGGUGGGUGAAUGGUACAAGGACAAAGUCACCGCCUUGGAGGCCCGGGUGCGACAACUCGUGGCAUCCGAAGAAUCCGAAGGUGCACAACUCUCGGGCUCUCCACAUGCAGAGGAGGUCUCGGCUUUGCAUCUCGAAGCAGUGAGGCUGACGGAGUUUGUUCUUCUAAAUGUGGAGGCGCUGCGCAAGAUCGUCAAGAAGAUGGACAAGCAGUGUGGAACUAGCUGUCAGAAAGGUUUUGUCGAGCACAGCCUGAAGCAAAGUCCCUUGGCGACCCGGUCGUCCUCGGAACCCUUCAACGGGGAGCGUGCGCGCGCCUGUCGCCGGGCGUUGGAACAGUUGGUGAGCCCUGAGCGCUUGCAGGAACUGCGCUCCUUAGCCAUGGAAUCUGGUGGAGUUGGACUGUCGAAGAAACCCUGGUCUUUGCGGCGCACACUCUUCUCCGCUGCUGUAGGGUUGCUGGUCUUUGUGGUGUCAGCUCAGUUCAUGGUGCCUUUGGAAAGGGCGCGGCGAUGCUUUGGCCUCAUGAUGUUCACUGUCGUCAUGUGGGUGUCUGAGGCGGCUCCCUUUGAAGCCACUGCCAUGUUGGUGGCACCUUUGGCAACAGCUUUGGACGUCAUGGAAGGUAGCAAAGAACAGCAGGCCAAGAAGCUGUUGGCUUCGGUCUUCAAUGAAUCUUUGUUUCUUGUCCUUAGCGGCUUCACAAUGAGUUCCAUUUUCUCCAAAUGUCAGCUGGACUGUCGCGCAGCCUGGUUCCUGCAACGGUCGCUGGGCGACAAGCCUUUCCUUUUCAUGUUAGCAGUGAUGUGGCUUGGGGUUUGGCUGUCGGCACUGCUCUCGAACGUUACCGCACCAUUGCUUUUGGUAGAGGUCUUGAAGCCGUUGCUUCGUGAUAUGCCAACUGACAGCAGAUACUCAAGAGCUUUGCUUUUGGGUUUGGCCUUCUCUUGCAAUGUUGGUGGGAUGAUGACACCCAUCUCAUCUCCUCAGAACGUUGCAUCAUUGCAGGCCUUAAGGCAGCAAGGCAAAGACAUCUCUUGGGCCGAGUGGCUGAUGCUCAGCAUCCCUUUUUGCACUCUGGCAGUCUUCGUGUCGUGGUUGCUGAUCCUCUUGGUCUACCAGUUUGACCUUUCGGAAUCGGAGGCUUCUCGCUUGCAAGCGCCAGGCAAGCUUGUCAGUAAGAUACCACCAGUGGUCUUCGAGCAAGAGGAAUUGUCCCGUGGAAAGAUGGUUGGACUUUUUGGUGCUCUAGCCACGCUUGGCGUGUUUGCUUACGCGCCAGCUGCAGAAGCAUUUGGCGGCACCUCAUCAGUUGCGCUGCUGUUUGUAGCCUUGUCCUUGGGGCUUGGGGGCAUUUCGCGGCAAACCUUCAACUCUUACAACUGGCAUCUCCUAUUCUUGAUCGGCGGAGGCAGUGCCUUAGGCUUGGCGGUUCAAGAAAGCGGCCUUUUAGAUUUGGUCACAGAUGCCAUCAAAGAGCACUUGUCCUCCAGUCCUUGGCUGCUGAUCGCGGAGCUAAUGCUGGUGAUUGUUGGUGCAACCACUUUUGUAUCCCACACAGUGGCGGCAUUGGUGCUGAUGCCGCUAGUGGUCGAGCUUGGGAAAGAGGCUGGAGUUGAUCGACUAGCAGUACUUCUUGGAGCCUUUGCAUGCUCUACAGCUUGUGCGUUGCCCAUGACCAGCUUUCCAAAUGUCAAUUCCUUGAUGGCAGUCGAUGAUUUGGGCAAGCCUUGGCUGACAGUGAAGAACUUUUUGGAGGACGCGGAAGCGGACUACACGAGUUUUGAGAAGCUUCCCAACGGCGACUUGCUGGUGGAAGGUCUCACAUUCCAGCACUUCAACAAAGCUCGCUUCCGUACUCCUCGCAGAUCUGAGAUUCUGCAGAGUCGCUUGAAAGACCUGGAGGAAGUGAAGAGCUGGUAUGCGAUCGUGAGCAAGGGCUCCAACGUCUUCAUGCAUCCAAAGUCUUUUCCAGCGUCCUUCUGCAGGGUUGCGGCAGCAUUCAAGAAGGGGACCAUUUUGACCAAGCUCGUGAUUGGAAGUAUACUGGACUUUGUGGACUUCUUUGAGUUCAACCGAGAGAGGAAGCCAGGACUUCCCUUUUGGGAGCGCUCCAUCGACAUUUUUGGGCGACCACAAUCCAACGUCUUCUUCCAGAUGCAAAAGCUUUUGAGUUCCUUUGAGAAUGAGCUGGCUGAGCGGGACCCGUCGUCGCUUCCAACGACUCCGUUCCAAGCUGAAGUGAAGGAACCCAAAGCCAACAACACCUGCUGGGCUGUAGAGCCGAAGGCAGCUGGAGGAGAAGGUGGAGAUGGAGAAGAUGAAGUCCCAGAAGCCGAGUGUGAUGAAUAUUGA
Messenger RNA from Durusdinium trenchii, 2664 nucleotides. The record is from the annotation of a GenBank genome assembly. NCBI's taxonomy places the organism in Eukaryota, Dinophyceae, Suessiales, Symbiodiniaceae.